Messenger RNA from Fonsecaea monophora, 1779 nucleotides. RefSeq lists its product as hypothetical. Gene Ontology annotation, biological process: DNA-templated transcription. NCBI's taxonomy places the organism in Eukaryota, Fungi, Ascomycota, Eurotiomycetes, Chaetothyriales, Herpotrichiellaceae. Bases 1 to 1779 code for a protein of 592 amino acids. Gene Ontology annotation, molecular function: DNA binding; zinc ion binding. The transcript has 3 exons. The record is from RefSeq and is a predicted model, not a curated record.
AUGCUUCAUCUUGCUCUGCCUUCGGAUGGCCAGACUCGAGCAGUGGAUUUUGAUAGUGGCAAGGAUCCCUCUGGCAUCCCUUCAACAUACGUCUCUCCGACCUUUCACAUCUUGGACCCUUAUAGUUACAGGUUGCCCUCUAUAGCCGAUUCCCGUGAAGCACCAACACCAAACAGCCAAGCAUUUGCUCAAUGCAAAUACCCAGUCCUGCAGUACUUGUCGCCAUUUCUGGAUCGGGAUUUUGGAUCUGGUCUUGCCUGCGACCUGUUGGACACUUAUUUUUCCAGUGCAUUCCUCAGUCGUAUGCAUCCUACGUGCCACCACAUCCACAAUUUCAUUUUACGCAGAAUUGACGUCCUCCACCCUUCUCAACCUCGUCAAACUCAUCCUGCGCUUCUGGGUAGCAUGCUGUUUGUAGCUGCCUUCAGCGACAAAGCGCUGGGUCUGUUUAGUGGACCCGAAGAGAAAGAUCGAGUCUGCAAGUACUUGAGCCUGCUUACAUAUCGCCUUUUGAAUCCUGCCAGGUAUGAGCCGUUGUUGAGACAGGAAGACUUAGGACUACCGCCCGCCUUCGGUUCGGACUCGGGAUGGAGAAAUGAUGACCUACUCCGAGCCUUGGACCUCCCGAAUGAUACUCUCCCAGAGUCCUGGGGUAUGGACUAUAUUAUUGCUUUUAUUCAUGUUUCCUCGGUGAUCUCAGGCAGUGAAAAGAAGGCCGCAAGCAUCAGGUGGUGGAGUGUUGCUUUCAACCUCGCGCGGGACUUGAAAUUGAAUGAGGAGGUACAGUCUGCGAUAUUGCCAAAUGAUGCAGAGAAUGGAUUAACCAGCUUGAAUUGCAAAUGUUCCCUGAGUCAACACGCUGAAGGAGACUUAAUCAAUGAAGUCCAGCGCGAGGAACGUCGCCGGACGUGGUGGCUCCUCUUUCUGAUGGACCGACAUUUAGCAUUGUGUUACAACAGACCUCUUGCCCUGUUGGAGGCCGAGUGCAGAGAUUUACUCCUCCCACUCGACGAUGUUACCUGGCAAUCCGGUGCCCAGCCGCACAGCCACGGUACUCGUGCCGAAGGGCCUCGAUGCAUGUUGUUACCUUCUGGAACUGGACGCUCACACGGGCCUCCAAAGACUUGUUUAGGGGUGGGCCUCUUCGAAUUCUUCUUGCCACUGAUGGUCCACUGUGGCACGCUUCUGGACUGGAACCGAUCACGCCUCCAUCCAGUUCUUUCCGGCGCCUCGAUAUGGAGUUCACAAGAGCGUCAAAUCUUGCGUGAGCUUGAUCAUUACCAAGCGACAUUGGAUCGUGUUACAACGAAGAUAUACGCUGAGAACGAGGCCGAGAAUGAAUCCCGAUGGAAGCCAUCUUCACCCGUGGGAGCAGAAGAACCUGAGGCGACGCACAUUGCCAAAACUGUGGCUGGAUACGCGAGCCAUAUUGUCAGUGUCUUAAAGAUCCUGGUGGGUUCGAAAUGGGAUCCGGUAUGUCUCUUUGAGGAUGCAGAUUUUUGGACAUCUUCGUUAGGGUUCAAAGACUCCAUGUCCCACACAAUGGCCGCCUCUGAAUGCGUUACCCAGAUACUGGAAUGUGACCCGGACAUCAGUUUCAUGCCGUACUUCUUUGGAAUCCAACUUCUCCACGGCAGCCUUCUUCUCCUGCUAGUAGCAUAUCGCUUACAGGCCGAUUCCGGGAAUGCGAUACUGGCCGCCUGCGAGGCUGUCAUCAGGGCAACAGAGGCAUGUUUUGUCACCCUUCCGACAGAUUAUCAGCGACAAUUCAGAAAGUAA